Molecule: messenger RNA, 2339 nt
Organism: Oncorhynchus tshawytscha (Chinook salmon)
Lineage: Eukaryota; Metazoa; Chordata; Actinopteri; Salmoniformes; Salmonidae
Product: EGF-containing fibulin-like extracellular matrix protein 2
Exons: 11
Coding region: 372-1688 (438 amino acids)
Molecular function (GO): calcium ion binding
Source: RefSeq, a predicted model, not a curated record
AUUCAGCUGCUCCAGCUGUCGAUCUCCCCACUCACUCUCUCAGGGCCAUAGAGGCAGGAGCAGGACAGACAGAAGGACCACUUCAGCUCUUCAUGCUCACAACACACCAGGGACUACCACCACCAGCGGACUAGAACAACACAUCGAGCACAGAGCAACAGGGACACAAACUAGGGACCUGAAGAUAGCAAGAAGAAGAUUUCACACAGGAAAGAAGACUUGUCUAUACCACUGAACUGCUCUGAGCACCACAACAAGUCGGAAGCUUCUUUCAUCCUGACCUGAGGCGCCGUUACCUGUGUGACCCGCCGGCUGUGCCAGUGUGUGUUAACGCGUGUGAUCCUGUUCUAUCUGCCAGUCAGUACGUGAGCAUGCGGGGCGUGUGUGUGUCCAUCCUGUGUGUGUCUGUGAUCCUCCGCAGUGCUAUUUCACAGCCACCUACAGAAAGUGACACCUACACGGAAUGCACAGAUGGGUAUCAAUGGGACUCCCAGACUCAGCACUGCAAAGACAUAAACGAGUGUGAGACCAUUCCGGAGGCCUGUAAGGGUGAGAUGAAGUGCUUCAACCACUACGGGGGCUACCUUUGCCUCCCCCGCUCUGCCUCAGUCAUCCCAGCCCAGGACCCCCCCAGCCAGCCUGGGACCAACCUGGAGAGCACUGCCAGAGAGCCCUUCAACCCCUGUCCUCUAGGCUACGAACCCCAGGGAGACAGCUGUGUGGAUGUGAAUGAGUGUGAGAGAGAUGAACACGACUGCCAGCCCAGCCAGCAGUGCAUCAACACACCUGGAGCCUUCACCUGCCAGUGUCCUGAUGGUUACCGCAAGGUUGGCACCGAGUGCAUUGAUAUUGAUGAGUGCAGAUACAGGUACUGUCAGCAUCGCUGUGUCAACGUCCCCGGCUCCUUCUCCUGUCAGUGUGAACCAGGCUUCCAGCUGGCCGGCAACAACCGCUCCUGUAUUGAUGUGAAUGAGUGUGACAUGGGCGCCCCCUGUCAGCAGAGGUGUUAUAACACCUACGGUACCUUCCUCUGUCGCUGUGACCAGGGCUACGAGUUGGGGCCUGACGGCUUCGCCUGCAAUGACAUAGACGAGUGCAGCUACUCCAGUUACCUGUGCCAGUUCCAGUGUGUCAAUGAACCCGGGAAGUUCUCCUGUCAGUGCCCAGAAGGCUACCAGCUGCUGGGCACCCGACUAUGCCAGGAUAUAAAUGAGUGUGAGACCGGAGAGCACCAGUGUACUACAGGACAGACCUGUGUGAAUAUCCACGGUGCCUAUCAGUGUGUGGACACCAACCUCUGUCAGGACCCUUACAUCCAAAUAACUGACAAUCGUUGUGUUUGUCCUGUGACCAAGCCAGCCUGUCGAGACCUACCCUUCUCUAUCGUCCACCGCUACAUGAGCAUCACGUCGGAACGCUCCGUCCCCUCAGACAUCUUUCAGAUCCAGGCCACCAGCGUCUACCCCGGAGCCUACAACACCUUCCGUAUCCGCUCUGGAGACGACAACGGAGACUUCUACAUCAGACAAAUCAACAACAUCAGCGCCAUGUUGGUUUUAGCCCGGGCCGUGACAGGACCCCUGGAGUACACAUUGGACCUGGAGAUGGUGUCAGUCAAUCCCCUCCUGAGCUACCAGACCAGUUCGGCCCUGCGACUGUCCAUCUACGUAGGGCCUCAUGCCUUCUAGAGGAAGGGGAGAGAGACCGAAAGAGGGGGGAGGGGGGAGGGGGAGGGGGACACACAGUAUAGACGCAAGAGAGGAAAAAUAGGAAACACAGAACAAUCUAGUAUUGAAAGGGGUCAGAAACAGAACAGUCAUAAAAAAGGAAUACUGCAUCAAUAACGUAUGACUGAUAAAUAUGAAUACUACGAAGUAGUUUUGAUAUGCUGUACAUGUUUGCUCCCUGCCUCCUAGAGUAUCAUUCUCAACCGCUCCACGUUGCCCAUUACCCCAGUAACCUUUGGUACCAACCAAACACCCUCCAAUUGAAGAUCUAGAGAGAACCAAAAAAACGUAUUACGUUAUCAUUGUAUCAUAAUCAUUCUCAUCCCGACUUUGUCGUUCCCUUGCUUUGAACAGACUCAUUCUCACUCCUAUGUUUUCGUGCUAUUCCCAUUCCUUUAUGACAGUUUCCCUUAUCAUCCAUGGACACGACUCAAUAACCACUCAGAUCAAACCUCUUCAUUCGCCCUGUCGCUCCCGCAUCCAUCCCGCUCCUGAAUCAUACCUAGUCUUGGUGCUGAAGCUCUGACUCACUCACACACCGUUUGUAGCUUUGUAACGUUACAGAAAGCUGUAUCAGAAAGCUGAUACAAAAUAAAACGAUAUACAUUUAAA